AUGGAAGGGAUGCACAGCCAGGCGAAUGGCCCUGGCAGAACAGCCUGCGAUACAACAAUCAGCAUACAUGUGGUGGAACAUAUAUUGGGGCAAAAUGGGUUCUCACUGCGUACCACUGCAUUGAAUCUACUGGGUCUUUCUAUGUCUGAUUUGGAGUGACUAUGGAAGAGGUAUUAGAAAACUACUCUCAGGAAAUCUACGUGUCACGCAUACAUCGUCAUCCUGACUUUGUCACCGGAGAUAGUGGUUACACAAAAGGAUCGGAUCUCGCACUAUUGGAGAUGGCAUACGAACCAAUGACAGACAACUAUACACGGCCUGUCUGCUUGGGGAAUGCAAACAGCUACAAGGACAUCAUUGACAAAGGCAAAAAGGCGGAAUGUUACAUCACUGGAUUUGGGAUGCAAGAGACGGAAUUCUUCCAAGUCCAAUACAAUCGGCAUCUGAAGGCAUCAAAAGUCCAUGUUGUAGAUCCUCAACUUUGCAACAAUUUGAUGUAUUACCAGCUGGAUGCAUCAUAUGUUGCUAACGACGCAAUGUGUUUGGAGAACCGGGAACCUUAUGCCCCAUCAAACCGUGGUGACAGUGGUGGUCCAAUGGUUUGCAAAGACGAACAUGGCCGUUUCAAACUGUUUGGUGUGACCAGCUGGGGAAUGUCAGGCGCUGAUAAGAAUGCCCCUACCAUCUAUGUGAACAUCAUCUACUACCAAGAGUGGAUCGAAUCCAUCACUGGCAUACCGCUGACAUAGAAGUUAUCAAGAAAACCGAAAAUAAGUUACACUACUCUAAAAGAGUGUUAGUUAAAAAGACUGAUUUAUUUAGUAAUCAUCGUUUUUCUUUGGACAUGCGUAAUUGUUUAUACCAACUGGUGGUACACGUAUAGUACUGAUAUUUUUGCAACUUUGUUAUACUUUUAUGAAUGUUAUAGUGAUGAAACAAUAGAACAGUUGUUUGCAGUAUGUGUAUAUGUGUUGUAUUUGCAAUAUAUUAAUCAGCUCUACUGGGGAGAAACAUGUACUUUGACCUACUUCAGUGCCAUUAAUUAUUUGUAUUGUUUUUAUCAGAUUCACAUAAUCAGUCAUAUGUUUUUUAUUGUUGAGAAUGUUUAGCUGAUCUUAGCAUGAAGUGCUAAAGAAGAGCUUUUGUGAUUCACCUAUGUCCGGCUUCGUGCGGUGUGUGGUGUGCGUUGUCCAUUGAGCGUCAUUAACUUUUAGCUCUUUACCAGUCUACAGGCCACAUUUAUCACGAAAUUUGUUGGUCGACUUCGAAUCUUUGUCACAUGGUCAAAUCUAAGAAAACAAUUGUCAUUUCUCUAGAAGCCACACUUAUGACUCAGCCUUGAUGAAAUUUGGUGGGAAUAUCUUGACAAUAUAUUUUGAAAGCUUGAAUUUAGGUCAAGUUCGUCCAAAAACAAGUUAACCAGGUCAAAUCUUAGAUAAACCGUGUUACUGCUCUAGAGGCCACAAUUAGCACUCAAUCUUCAUGAAACUUGUUCAGAAUGUUUCUCUGUGAUAUAUCUAUUAAAAUUUUGAAUCUUUUGUUCGUCGAAAAACAAGAUCAACAUACAAAAUCUGAGAAAAAAUCUGUUUACCAAUUAAGGGGCCACAUUUGACUCAUUCUCGAUGAAACUUUGUCAGAAUAUUUAUCACGACAUUAUCUAGCCCAUGUUCACCAGAUCGAUUCUUUGAAAACAUGUUUUUUCACUCCGAAAGCAACAUUUAUGACUUAAUCUGGAUUUUUGUCUUGACAAUAUCUAUGCCAGGUUUGUAAUCUGAAUCACAUCUGUGUUUAAACUAGGUAACCGAAUCAUAUCUUCGAACAACCUUGCAACUCCAAAGGCCGAAUGUAUGACUCAGACUUGAAGAAACUUGGUCAGAAUGCUUAUCUAAACAAUGUCUACGUUCAGUUUGAAUCUGGGCCACAUGCGUCAUAUUGUAUUAUUGUAUUUCUUUUUGACCUUGUGGUCAAGGAUAACCCAUGAAAGUGCUAGCACUUAUUUCCAAUAGGGUCCUUUGGUUUUUGCUGAAGAAACAACAAGCAGAAGAGACAGUAUUGAGACACAAGGAAUCCGGGUGCGAUACCCUAGCUCUUUGCGAAUAGAUCCCUUGGUUCUUUUACGUGCUCAGUGUAUAGCACCGCUACACGCGAGAAUUACCUGGGUUUCAUAUCAGUACAUCUCUAGUAGGGUAGAAAACACUGGAAGCAUUUCUGAAAUUUCCAGUGCCCCGGCCAGGAAUUGAACCAGGGACCUCUGGAAUGGUAGACCAGUGUGUUACCACUAGACCACCGCAUAACCCUGCGUUCAAAAACUAGGUAAACAGGUCAAAUUUUAGAACAACUUUGUCUACACUUGAGAGACUGCAUUUAAGACUCGGGCUCGAUGAAACAUCUUCAGAAUGUUUAUCUGGACCAAAUUACGUGUAAUGCCAUGUUUAAACCUGGGUACAAUGGUGUCAAAACUAGAUCACCAUGUCUUGAACAAUUUGUGUGAAGUGAACUCAGGCGAGCGAUUGAGGGCUUGGUUUCAUGUUUCUGAUACCUGGUAUAUAUUAAAUAUUUAGCACAUUAUUCUCAUAAAUAAAUUCAUGAACUUAU
Molecule: messenger RNA, 2595 nt
Organism: Dreissena polymorpha
Lineage: Eukaryota; Metazoa; Mollusca; Bivalvia; Myida; Dreissenidae
Product: transmembrane protease serine 9-like
Exons: 6
Coding region: 162-749 (195 amino acids)
Biological process (GO): proteolysis
Molecular function (GO): serine-type endopeptidase activity
Source: RefSeq, a predicted model, not a curated record